Messenger RNA from Cicer arietinum (chickpea), 2168 nucleotides. RefSeq lists its product as uncharacterized. The record is from RefSeq and is a predicted model, not a curated record. NCBI's taxonomy places the organism in Eukaryota, Viridiplantae, Streptophyta, Magnoliopsida, Fabales, Fabaceae.
ACGCCGUCACAUGCAACGGAACGGCGUCAAAGUAAACGGCGCCGCUCCCUUUUCUUUUCCUUCUCAUUUAUCUUUCUCUUCUUUCCCUCCUCUCCGCACUCUCUCUCUCUCUCUCCACUUUCUCUCUCUACAAAUUCCUUUACAACAACUGAAGUAAAGAACCUCUCUCUCUCUCUCUCUAUCUCUUUCUCUUCCCCUUUGCUUUCUUCAAAGGUACGCUUCGCUUCCAUCAUGGAGAGAGUGGUGUUCACUGGUGCAUGGGUGCUUCUCACGGUUGUGUUAAUAUAAGAAGCUAAAUACUGUUGACUAUUUCAGAAUGGGUGCUGUGUGUUGUGUUGCAACCCGAGAUAAAACUAUUCAAAGUGGACCAACCAGUGAAAACUGGCAUCGGAAUGUUCGGUGUUCACCAACAUGGAGCUUGCGGUGGGAUCAUCGAGGCCGUGUAGCCGGUGAAGAUACUAGUAUAAAUUGGUUUUCUGAUGGUGUUAGCAGCAACGACAGAUUGGAGAAUAAAAAUGAAUCUCAUGUAUCCGAGGAUGGAAGCCCGUUGCAGAGUUAUCAAAGGAAUAGAUGGCAAAAGUCCCCAAUCUCUGAAGGAAAUGCUAGACACAUAAAAUCAUUUUCUGAUCAAUCUAUUUCAAGGAAUGUUUCCAUGGAUGGGAGAAUGGAACAGGUAAAGGAGUCGCCAGAACCAUCUGCAGUAUCAUGUCCAUUUCCUACAAAAACUUCACCUACAUUAUCUUCUACUUCGUUGUCAAUAUCUCCUCUGUCAUCCCAAAGUCGUCUACCUCCAUCUAGCUCAACACCGUUAAGGCGGCCCUCCGAUUCCGCAGGACACCAGUUAUCACGACAGGUUUCUGAUAGCCGAAUCAUGGGAUUUAAGUCACCUAGCAACUUCUAUGUAUCUGAAGAAAGGCCAAUGUUUCCUUCAUGGAACAGUGCAUACGGUAUGCACUCUGGUGGUGGAUCCUCAGAUUAUUGCUCUAGGCCUGGCUUUACUGAGCCGAUGGGAAAUUCUCACAUGGAAAGAUGGUCAUUUGAUAGUGAGUCAUUUGGUUUUAAUUGUGAAAGGUCAGUUAGGUUCAGUAAUCGGUUUUCAACUUCUCCUGUUGAUUUGCAAACAUGUGGUGUUUGCUCAAAGCUUUUAACUGAAAAGUCUUCUUGGAGCACUCAAAAGUUUAUUGCAAAUAAUGACCUUUCUGUAGUUUCUGUUCUUAUUUGUGGACACGCCUAUCAUGCUGAAUGUUUGGAGAGUAUGACAUCUGAAAUCGAUAAGUAUGAUCCAGCUUGCCCAGUUUGCACUUUUGGCAAGAAACAAACUCGUAAAAUGUCUGAAAAAGCUUUGAAAGCUGAAAUGGAUUCAAAAGCUAGAAAUAAGAAAUCAAGGAACCAAAUUGUAGAUAAUGAUAUUGAUGAUGACGAUGAUGAUGAUUCAGUUGUAUUUGAUCAGUUUAAAGACAAAAGACGGCAAAGUAAAGGUCCUAGAGUGGACUCUAAUUCUAGCAGGAGAAGUUCUUCUGGGAAACCUUUUCUGAGCAAACACUUCUCAUUUGGAUCAAAGGGUUCCAAAUGCAUACUAGAUAAUCACCCAACCCGAAAGAAGGGCUUUUUUUGGGCAAAAAGUAGCAAAGAAUAAGCUGCUUUUUGGUUGUUCAGAAGUUCCAUUGUUGAUCUUCUCUACAACCUCAUAAAAUGACUUAUGAAAGGGCAAGAUGUAAUUCAUCAAGCUUUGAUUUUUUAGCAUCUCCAUACAAAGGCGUGAGUUCAAAAGGAUUAGAAACUGGAAUUACUCUGUAAAGAAGAAAACUGGAAAACAUACAGAAGGAUAAGAUAAAUAUAUGAAGACAAAGAUAGUGUUUAGAGACCAACAAGGUUCUUUAUAUAUUUUGUACAGAUCGAUAUGUUUAUUGCAUGGAUAUAAUUCAUGUAUCCAAAUGAUGUUCUGUUAUCCAUUGUUCUACUGAUGUAUGUAAUUCAGCAUACAUGCCAUUAGGUUGUAUCUGGUGUUGGGCAACAACAACUAGUUUGUUUUAGUUAGUUGCAUUUAGUGAAAUAGUAACAUUUUCAGAAGAAACUUCUAUCUGAUCAAUGCUUUAUUGGUUUAUGAGGAUUUGUGGUUUUGGUUACAGAUUGCAUUAUCUGCUUUAUUUAAUGGAUUUGUUUCUUGA